Molecule: messenger RNA, 1202 nt
Organism: Punica granatum (pomegranate)
Lineage: Eukaryota; Viridiplantae; Streptophyta; Magnoliopsida; Myrtales; Lythraceae
Source: RefSeq, a predicted model, not a curated record
GGAAUAGAAACGUUUCGCGAAGGAGGGAACCGGAGCUUGAAGACGAAGAAGAGCAAGAAUCCAUCCGCCUUCUUCUCCCCCCCCCCCCCCCCCCCCCCCCACCAGCACAGAGGGCACCUGGAAAUUCUUCCGAUCGAACUCAAUGGCAGCGAAUUUCUGGACUUCCACCCACUAUAAACAGCUGCUGGACCCAGAAGAGGUGGACGUGGUGCAACCGGCGGAUAAAGAGAAGGGUAUCACCGUCGAGGACUUCAAGCUCAUCAAAAUGCAUAUGGCCACUUAUAUAUGGAGAUUGGCUCCACAAGUGAAAGUCAGGCAAAGGGUCGUUGCCACAGCAAUUACAUAUAUGAGACGUGUCUACACCAGGAAGAGUAUGUCAGAAUAUGAUCCACGCCUUGUGGCUCCAACAUGCCUGUACCUGGCAUCAAAAGCAGAGGAAAGCACAGUUCAGGCCAAACUUCUUGUGUUUUACAGUAAAAAGAUACCUUCUGAUGAGAAGUACCGAUUUGAUAUCAAGGACAUACUUGAAAUGGAAAUGAAGAUUUUGGAAGCUCUUAACUAUUAUUUAGUUGUAUUCCAUCCUUACCGAUCUUUAGCUCAAUUCCUUCAGGAUGCGGGACAGAGUGAUCUGACUCAGUUUACUUGGGGACUCGUUAAUGACACCUACAAGAUGGAUCUGAUUCUCAUACAUCCUCCUCAUCUGAUUGCAUUGGCUUGCAUUUACAUCGCAAGCGUAUUUAAAGACAGGGACACCACCGCAUGGUUUGAAGAGCUUCGGGUUGAUAUGAAUGUGGUCAAGAAUAUAUCGAUGGAGAUACUUGAUUUCUACGAGAACCACAGAAUGAUUACAGAAGAGAGAAUAAGCGCAGCUUUCAACAAGUUAGCUCUGAAGCCAUAAGUCAUCAGUUGCUGAAGCGAGUAGGGUCAGUUUAUCAAAUUCAAAUGUCAAUUUGAUGAAGCUGCCAUGGGGAAUUCUAGCGCACUUUGAGGAAUGCUUGCAAGCAAAGAUCGGUGACCAUGGAGAAGGAAGAAAAAGAAAUCGAAACCUGAAAGCUUAAAAUUUGAUCUUGAGAACAGUUUGGAUUCUAAAUCUGUCCUAUUGUAAAGGCACAUUGAUCAAGCACUGGAAGCUGUAUCAUUGAUUGCUAUGAUGAGAUUGCAGAAAUUAAAUUGAUAAUUGCCUAUUGUUCAGUGUAAUGCAA